CAUACAGAAAAGCCUUCAAAAUUUCUGUCGAAAUUUCCAUCGUCCCCUUUCAAUUUUUAUUUUCUCCCUACUGAUAACAGAGACUUUCCAUCGCAUCGCAAUUCGCAGACCAAAUGUCGUCGUCUUCAAUUGUCUUCAUCGCCCUCCAAUGCUGCCAAUGCUCCACCAUGCAGGUGAAGCAGAAGAAGAAGAGCAGCAACAAAUGGACCUGCGCGGUCUGCAACCAGAAGCAAUCCCUUCGCAAAGUCUUCGCCCAGGGAUACCUCGCCAGCGACAUCCGCAAAUUCGUCCAGACCUUCAACAUGUCCCGCAAAUCUCUCGAUGAGAACGCCCAGUGGACCGUCGCUGAAACCCUAGCUCCGCCGCCGGAACACGACUUCUCAACCAGCCAGGAAAAGAAGCGGACUGAUUGGGCCGCGUACCUCGACCGAGACGAUGAUCAUGCUGGCAAAGGAGGCGAACAACAACAACAUGGAGAGGAUUUUGAACCACUGGUUCUGACUGAGUUGCCAAAGAGUAUGUCCAAGAAGCGUAGAUCGGUGGAAAAUUCAACUGCAGGAGGAGACAGGCUUUUCGAAAGGCCAUGUCUCUCAAACAAUCAAGAGGAGCCAAUGAAAGAUAAGCGAAGAAUUGAAUUAUUGACGGAAAGCAAUACAGAGAAAAUUAAUAAAGUGACACCAGACACUACGAGGACUCAGAAAUGCAAACCAGCAAUCACCAAGGGUACCUCCAAAUGGAACGAUUACUUAGCUGAGGACAAUGUCAAUGACUGCUUGGAAUUUGGAUGGAAGGGAGGCUUUAAAUUCAAGGAUCAUUCAGGUCUGUGUAAUACUAGUAAUAAUGUCUUAGAGGCCAUGACUGGUGAGCAAAGGGUAGAAGAUGAUAUUCAUCCAGAUUUUAUGUAAAUUGUAUCAUAGACCAUUGAGUGCCUAUGUUUAUCUGCAGACGAGCCUAAUUAGAGUAAAACUUUCAUUCACCAAAUGAGUAUAAACAGUACUUCACACAAUUUCUCUUUUUUUUUUUUUUUUUUUUUUUUUUUUUUCUUUUUUCUGUAAAGUUCUGGUGUAUUGACAGCCAAAUAUCCCUGUAAACCUCAUCUUGUGUGGACAAUCAUAUAUAAAACCUUCGUUAUGAAACUUGAUGCCCAUGAUAACUUCACUCAUGGCCCGUGAGUGAAGUUAAUGGAAAAGGUCAGAUAAUAGGAGAGCCACACUCACACAUGUAGAGCUCGGCCAGAAUGAUGGUCAAUGAGCAAAGAUAUGAUCUAAACCU
This is a messenger RNA of Lotus japonicus, 1272 nucleotides long. RefSeq lists its product as uncharacterized. Gene Ontology annotation, biological process: mitotic G2 DNA damage checkpoint signaling. The record is from RefSeq and is a predicted model, not a curated record. Gene Ontology annotation, cellular component: nucleus. Gene Ontology annotation, molecular function: chromatin binding. The coding region runs from base 114 to 905 and encodes 263 amino acids. The transcript has 4 exons. NCBI's taxonomy places the organism in Eukaryota, Viridiplantae, Streptophyta, Magnoliopsida, Fabales, Fabaceae.